This is a messenger RNA of Antechinus flavipes (yellow-footed antechinus), 4294 nucleotides long. RefSeq names its product hexokinase-2. Gene Ontology annotation, cellular component: cytosol; mitochondrion. The record is from RefSeq and is a predicted model, not a curated record. Bases 613 to 3366 code for a protein of 917 amino acids. Gene Ontology annotation, biological process: intracellular glucose homeostasis; glucose 6-phosphate metabolic process; glycolytic process. The transcript has 18 exons. Gene Ontology annotation, molecular function: glucokinase activity; fructokinase activity; ATP binding. Lineage: Eukaryota; Metazoa; Chordata; Mammalia; Dasyuromorphia; Dasyuridae.
CCGCCGCCGCCACGGGACUUGAGAGAGGGCUGAAGCGAAGAGCGUAGACAGGCGGGAAGCACCAGGGGAUCCGGACACGCGGGGAGCCCAGGGAGGCCGUUUUCUAUUCGAUGAAUUAGUUGCGUCGCUCAUCCUGAGUUUCACUGUCUGUUCAGUUGCUCCUUGAGUACUCGUGUUUCUUAGGGCCGGUGCCAGUUUGCUAAACCGGAGGCGUUCGGUUUAAGUUUGGCUUUGGCCGACGAUUACUUUGGUGGGGGUCUAUUACUGGAACAGUUUACCCGUUUAGCGAACGCUGCCCAUUCAGCGAAAGAAACAUUUUUUUUUUCCUUUGAGACGGCCAGAUUUUAAACUUUUAAAUCGUUUCCCUCCCCUUCCAUCCGUCUGCUCCGUCUUUUAUUUAAGUGGCACCGCGACCUCCUUCGAGUCCAGGCGUCCUGAGAGCGGAUUUUUGCCUCAGGUCCAGUUGCGGUUGACUGUCUGGGACUCCCCUGCCUCCACAAUCAGCCUCAUCCACGCGCGGCCCCGUGCCGGUUAGAUCCACGCCGCCUUCGCCUCCACUCCCCUUCUGUCCUAACACAGGAUCCGACUAGCCCUAUCGAGAACAGCUGGAACAUGAUAGCUUCGCAUCUGCUCGCCUACUUCUUCACGGAACUUAACCAUGACCAAGUACAGAAGGUUGAUCAGUAUCUCUAUCACAUGCGACUCUCAGAUGAAACCCUUGAGGAGGUUUCUAAACGGUUCCGAAAGGAGAUGGAGAAAGGGCUUGGAGCUGACACCCACCCCACAGCUUCUGUGAAAAUGCUGCCCACAUUUGUGAGAUCUACGCCUGAUGGAACAGAAGAUGGAGACUUCCUUGCUCUGGACCUUGGAGGAACCAACUUCCGUGUUCUGCGAGUGAGAGUAACAGACAAUGGCCUCCAGAAAGUAGAAAUGGAGAACCAGAUCUAUGCCAUUCCAGAAGCUAUUAUGCGGGGCAGUGGGACCCAGCUGUUUGACCAUAUUGCUGAAUGCCUGGCCAACUUCAUGGACAAGCUACAGAUUAAGAAUAAAAAACUCCCCUUGGGAUUUACCUUCUCAUUCCCAUGCCACCAGACCAAGCUGGAUGAGAGUUUCCUGGUUUCGUGGACUAAAGGAUUCAAAUCCAGUGGUGUGGAAGGGAGAGAUGUGGUAUCCCUGAUCCGGAAAGCCAUCCAAAGGCGUGGGGACUUUGACAUUGAUAUUGUGGCUGUGGUGAAUGACACUGUGGGGACCAUGAUGACCUGUGGCUAUGAUGACCAAAACUGCGAGAUUGGUCUCAUAGUGGGGACUGGCACCAAUGCCUGCUACAUGGAGGAGAUGAGAUACAUUGACACAGUGGAAGGAGAUGAAGGGAGGAUGUGCAUCAACAUGGAAUGGGGUGCCUUUGGAGAUGAUGGAGUACUCAAUGACAUCCGCACAGAGUUUGACAGGGAGAUUGAUAUGGGCUCACUCAAUCCUGGCAAGCAACUAUUUGAGAAGAUGAUCAGUGGCAUGUAUAUGGGGGAACUUGUCAGACUCAUCCUGGUAAAGAUGGCCAAGGAGGAAUUGCUCUUUGGUGGAAAACUGAGUCCUGAACUUCUCACCACGGGCCGCUUUGAGACCAAGGAUGUUUCUGAUAUUGAAGGGGAAAAAGAUGGCAUCAAGAAAGCCCUCGAGGUUCUGACCAGGUUGGGCCUGCAGCCAUCCCAGGAGGACUGUGUGGCCACCCAUCGCAUCUGCCAGAUUGUGUCCACCCGCUCGGCCAACCUGUGUGCGGCCACGCUGGCCGCUGUGCUCCGGCGCAUCAAGGAGAAUAAAGGCGAGGACCGGCUGCGCUCCACCAUUGGAGUCGAUGGCUCCGUCUACAAGAAGCAUCCACAUUUUGCCAAACGUCUUCACAAGGCUGUCCGACGGCUGGUGCCAGAUUGUGACGUUCGCUUUCUCCGCUCAGAAGAUGGCAGUGGCAAGGGGGCUGCCAUGGUGACAGCAGUAGCCUACCGUCUAGCAGACCAACACCGGGCUCGACAGAAGACUCUCGAAGCUCUGAAUCUGAGCCACGAUCAGCUGUUGGAAGUGAAGAAGAGGAUGAAAAGGGAGAUGGAGCUUGGCUUGGGCAAAGAUACACAUGCUGCUGCUUCUGUCAAGAUGCUGCCCACUUAUGUGUGUGCAACACCUGAUGGUACAGAGAAAGGUGAUUUCCUGGCCCUAGAUCUUGGUGGGACGAAUUUCCGUGUGCUGCUGGUGCGUGUGCGGAAUGGGAUGAGACGAGGCGUAGAGAUGCAUAACAAGAUCUACUCCAUUCCUCAGGAGGUCAUGCAUGGCACUGGGGAUGAGCUCUUCGACCACAUUGUCCAGUGCAUCGCAGACUUCCUGGAGUACAUGGGAAUGAAAGGGGUCUCUCUACCCCUGGGAUUCACCUUCUCUUUCCCCUGCCAACAGAACCGCCUCGAUGAGAGCAUUCUCUUGAAGUGGACAAAAGGCUUCAAAGCAACUGGCUGUGAGGGAGAAGAUGUGGUCGGCCUACUAAAGGAAGCUAUUCAUCGGCGAGAGGAAUUUGAUCUGGAUGUUGUUGCUGUCGUGAAUGAUACUGUGGGAACCAUGAUGACAUGUGGCUAUGAAGACCCUCAGUGUGAAGUAGGACUCAUAGUUGGUACUGGUACUAAUGCCUGUUACAUGGAGGAGAUGCAGAACAUAGAGCUGGUGGAAGGAGAUGAAGGGCGGAUGUGUGUCAACAUGGAGUGGGGUGCUUUUGGGGAUAAUGGCAGCCUGGAUGAGUUCCAAACUGAGUUUGACUUGGCUGUAGAUGAACUUUCACUCAACCCAGGAAAACAGAGGUUUGAGAAGAUGAUCAGCGGCAUGUACCUGGGAGAGAUUGUCCGUAACAUCCUUAUCAACUUCACCAAACGAGGGCUGCUCUUCCGUGGACGGAUCUCAGAACGACUGAAGACAAGGGGGAUAUUUGAAACCAAAUUUUUGUCUCAGAUUGAGAGUGAUUGCCUGGCCUUGCUUCAAGUCCGUACCAUCCUGCGGCACCUGGGACUAGAGAGCACUUGUGAUGACAGUAUCAUCGUCAAAGAGGUCUGCACUGUCGUAGCGAGAAGGGCAGCGCAGCUUUGUGGCGCGGGCAUGGCGGCCGUGGUGGACAAAAUUCGGGAGAACCGCCAGCUGGACACCCUCAAAAUCACCGUGGGAGUUGACGGGACUCUGUACAAGCUGCAUCCUCACUUUGCAAAAGUCAUGCAUGCGACAGUGAAGGAACUGGCUCCCAAAUGUGAUGUCUCCUUCCUGGAGUCUGAGGACGGCAGUGGGAAGGGCGCUGCUCUCAUCACUGCUGUGGCCUGCAGGAUCCGAGACGCGGGACAGCGGUAGGGAGACGGCUGAGCCCAGGGAAGAAGUGUCGGGACCUUUCUUGGCCACCUCCUUUUUCCUUUUUUUUUUUUUUUUUAAAGAAAAAAAUCUUUGGUAAAUUGUAAGCGAACUUGCACCAUGCUGAAUCUCCAUCCCCUUGUGUCACCGACAGACUCCUAGGCCAUCAUGGUUCUGAGUUCUGUCCCGAGUGUUCUGUUCUAGAAUUCUGUUGAGUGCCCAGAACCUGUACCUCCCCAGGCUAAGCCAGGUGGCUUGUGGAUAAAAUUCACAAGUUCUGACAGUUUUCUAUCCUCAACAGCCAGUAACCCAUUAGUCUGCUAACCUCUUCAUGAUACUGAAUAAGAUUACUACCAGUGACCCUUGAGAGCGCCAGAAUUCCUCUCCAGUCUGCAUGCAGUGCAUGUCUUUAGGAUUUUUACACUUGUAUGUUUGAUAGUUUUAGUGGUUGCUGUUAGCCUCUACAGCUUAGAAGUAGCCAAAAAACUAGGGAAUGUUGGAUGCCUACCUCAGCCCCAGGCCUAAGGCGGGAGACAUUGCUAUGGCCUGGAGGGCAGCAGAGCCUUGACAAGAUCCUGGGCAUCUCCAGAAAAAUGAAGAGGAGGACUGGCUUCAAAUCAGAGGGACCUGGAAGCCCAGCCACGGGAAUGGGGAGGUGGCUGCCUCUUCUGUUCUGCACAUUCAGCCGCCCGCAAGCCAUGAGCCUGUUUGCUGGCUUCCUUUCCCCUUUCUCUAGAAGUGAAAAUACUGUUAUCUUCCAAGUAUGUUUAUAGAACAAAGGUUAUUUAAUCUGUGAAGUCAGUCUGCACCUUCAUCCUGAUACUGUAGGUAAUUUGUGAAAUGUAUGUUUUGUAUUUAUAUAGUUUCUUUUAUGUACAUAGUCACAAAAACUGGUCAGACUGUCCAUGGAAAUAAAAUUUUUUAGCUCAAA